AUGACUCUUGAAUUCUAUAUAUUAGGAAUAUUUUUAUUGUUUCAGCAGUGUGCUGUACUGGCUUUUCCAGUCACUUUCGACCUUAGCACUGGGUGCAAGGAAUGUUUGUACGUUGAAUCGGCAAGCGGUAGCGUAAUAUCGUACUAUUUUGCUGUUCAACAGGGUUCUGACCACAAGUUGGAUAUAAACUAUGAGAUUUUCAGCCCUGACAAUGGAAGAAAGCCGGCAGUCUCACGGCACGGUGAAGUACAAGGAGAAUGGUCGUUUAAGGCAAAAGUGGAUGGAGAAUACGGCAUUUGUUUUGUUGCAUUGGAAGCUAAUCGGGUGGUAGACGCAGAAAUUGUGGUUAAUUCGGAAAGAAGGCGUCUCGCAGAUAUUCGCAGACCUCAGGAGAGACAGGGCCCCAGUCCGCUUGAACACAAAGUGGAUAGCACGCUCGACUUGCUCGAACAGCAAAUCACAGUUUUCGAAUCAAACAUUCAGCGAUUUGGAGCCCGAUGUUUGAGAAACCAUGCAACUAUGGCGUCAAUAGACUCUCAAAUUAAGAUGUAUGCGCUUGGUGGGUCUCUGCUGACCUUCGGUAUUUUGUUAACCCAAACUCGGCAUCUAAGGAGGCAUCUGGCCAUGAGAACACGCGGAUCAGAAAGCCAUGUUUCGGUUAGUAGUUAUGUUCAUCAAGCUUGCUGA
This is a messenger RNA of Lachancea dasiensis, 687 nucleotides long. The record is from the annotation of a GenBank genome assembly. NCBI's taxonomy places the organism in Eukaryota, Fungi, Ascomycota, Saccharomycetes, Saccharomycetales, Saccharomycetaceae.